Messenger RNA from Micromonas pusilla CCMP1545, 1651 nucleotides. RefSeq lists its product as uncharacterized. Lineage: Eukaryota; Viridiplantae; Chlorophyta; Mamiellophyceae; Mamiellales; Mamiellaceae. Gene Ontology annotation, molecular function: catalytic activity. Bases 247 to 642 code for a protein of 131 amino acids. The transcript has 6 exons. The record is from RefSeq and is a predicted model, not a curated record.
CACUUUCUGAGGCAAGCAGGUAAUUAAUAAUUUGUUCUAAAAGCUUUCACCGACAUCUUUUUUUUUCUGAUCUUCGUCGCCAGCAAUCUUGCCCGAUAUGACACUCUCCGCGUGGGCAAAAAGGUAUUUUAUAUGUAUUUAAUUUUCAUUGAGUUUUGAUACAAUAUUUGAUAUUUUAUCUAAGACUUCUCUUUUAAGUUGGAUCGGAGUGCAGGUCUUGGCGUCGAAGUAAAGCGAAGGAUACUCAUGGGUUCAUAUGCUCUUUCAGCGGGCCAUAGUGAUGCCUAUUAUAAGCGUGCCCAAAUGGUUCAGCAGGUUGUGGCAUUUGACCUCGCCUCGAAGUUGAAAACAUACGACGCGCUUCUGACUCCUGCAGCACCAACAGCUGCCUACUGCUUGGAGAAUAAGGUCAAGGAUCCACUUUCCAUGUUUUCAGGUGACAUGCUGACAGUUAAUGUGAAUCUUUCUGGUCUUCCGGCGAUUGUUGUCCGCAGUGGGCUGAUGGAAGUCGAGAACGAGUGUUUACCUUUUGGCUUGCAGUUUAUAGGUCGCCCCUUCAGGGAAGAUGACUUGCUGAAAAUUGCUCACGAGUUUGAGCUUUGUACAUGGAAUGCUCUCAAUGAUUCAUGGAGUUUUCGUUGACAAGUACGUCCAGGAGAGAUUCACCAUGUUAUCGGAGCUGAGCACUCAAGAUUCCUUCGGUUUCGCGUAGUGAGGUGUGGCAUGAGAUACACAAGUGAAGUAGUUUUCUCGCAAGAUAUAACGCCUUUGUAGGGGAGGGGAUAAGGAGUCUGUUCCGGAAGUUGAUAGCUACAUACGCAAAGCGGUUUAUUGAAAGUUAUCAUCGUCAUCUCUUUAAGCUUCCAACUCUAAUGUUCCAGACUUUUAGAGUGCGUCUUAAACAAAGUGAAUAUCUGUCCUCGUCAGAAAAAUAUAAGACUUCAGUGACAGCAACUUCAUACGCACAAUGAACACAAAAAUGUGGUGCCGCCAUUCUAUGCUGACAUGAAACAAUUUUCUAAAACAAAUUCCAAACCAGGAUGGGUGGGUUGAAACUAAUUAUUGUGUGCAUGAGUGACAAAGCGCCAAAGAACAAACCUGUAUAUAAAAGCUCUUAUGAAUUGCGGUACUGAUAUAUCUUGGAGAUGGCAUGAAGCAUGGUGACGAAUGCAAUAAAGCAAACACUAAUAACAAGAACAAGAACCUGCGAAUACGCACGAGAGAACACAUUCAAAUAUGCCAUGGGGGGGGGGGAAAUGAAAAUAAACUUGAUAAAAAAAACAUACUGGUGUUAUUUUGAGGCCUUGGGCCUCUUCAGUGUAGAACCGCAACAUCGACAUCCCGUUUCCAUUGUUGGCGGAACGAAACGGACCACUAACGCCACUUGUUCUGCGUCUAACUGCAUCUAUGACGAUACAGAAAGGUGAAAGGGUUAGAGUUACUGCUGAAUUCAGAAUAAACUCAAAGCACAAAGCGCGGUAAUAGUGAACGACUACAAAAAAACGUUUCAUAGCAAAGAUAGAUAGAUAGAUGAAAGCCAUUAAAAUAGGUCAAGAAAAUACUGCCCCACCGGACGAUGGCAUAGUUCUGACGGACGAAGUUCCAACAUGGUUCGAGGAAGUAGCUGAGCGGCUAGAUGCUCCAGACAUUG